Messenger RNA from Chiroxiphia lanceolata (lance-tailed manakin), 3455 nucleotides. It is a transcript of the gene TMEM184A, whose product is annotated as transmembrane protein 184A. Gene Ontology annotation, cellular component: early endosome membrane. Lineage: Eukaryota; Metazoa; Chordata; Aves; Passeriformes; Pipridae. Gene Ontology annotation, molecular function: transporter activity. Bases 652 to 2175 code for a protein of 507 amino acids. The transcript has 9 exons. The record is from RefSeq and is a predicted model, not a curated record. Gene Ontology annotation, biological process: transport.
AAUAUCCCGGGAGCGGGUGUAACAGGUAGAUGCUGCAUGGCAGGUACCUGCAAGGUGUCUGAAAACCGACAGAUUGGAUGUGGCACUGGCGCAGUCCCGUCCAGGAACUGAGUUUUGCAGCUGAUAUUAUUCCCGGUGUCUCCUUGCUGCCUUUGUUUUGGAAGUAAAUGGCUCUCUAACUGCAUUGAAUUGCCCGACUACCUUGCGUGGACGGGAUCUAAUUACCUCUGGAGCUGGGAGCCCUAUCUCCAAGUGGCACCGAGGCUUUUGCUUUUAAUGACUUGCUCUGCCACGUUCAGAGUGUGACAAUGUCGGGGAGGCUGCCAGGACCGGCUGCUGGUGCCACCGUGCUCGUACCGAGAUGGCUGGGAAAGCUAAUAAGAGCUGGGAUGUCUCGGGCCAAGCAUCUGUGGCACAGCGCUGGGUUGAAAACAGAGUUAAUGGGUCUAGCGAUGAGUGCAGCUCUCUGCCAUGUCUUGGGGAGUGGGCUGGAUCACUGGAAAAGUGACUAGAAAAACAUAGCUAGAAACAAUGAGCUGUCGUACAGCUCUGUCACGAUGCUCUGGUAGAGGGAAAGAGUGGUCAAAUCCAGCCAUAUAGCCCCAGCCAGCAGCAGGGUAGCCCCCAAAAAGAGUGGGAAGUGACUGGGAAAUGGGGCACAACCAGGCUCUUGUCUCUCUCCCUGUACCACGAGCUAUCUCUAUCCUCCUGUUAAUGUUUACAAGGCAGGUCCGGUGUCAUGAUGGUCUGUCCAAAGACCAGAUCCCUCCCCAGCUUUCCCGGGAUCCUUCUUCCUGCUGGCUGGGGCAGGGCCACAGGACAGUCACGGGGAGGAAAAGCCCGGCUCCUUGCUGUCUCCAUAACGCUAUUGGCCCCAUAUCCAGCCAUCCCCAGUUGUGGGCACAGAUGAGUAAUGCCACACGUACUGUGUCCUCUCCCGUGGCACCUGGCACCCUGGGGCCUGGCACCGUGGCCCAGCUGGCCUCAGCCCCCCCAUCCCCAGCCUUUUCCCUGCUGAUGGCUGCCCACAACAACUCCCAGGAUGGCCAGCAGCUCUUCCUGACCACGACAACGGCACAGGCCAUCUCUGGCAUCUUCGUGUGGUCAGCACUCAUCGUCACCUUCCACCAGAUCUACACACACCUGAGGAAUUACACCAUGCCCAAGGAGCAGCGCUACAUCAUCCGCAUCCUCUUCAUCGUGCCCAUCUAUGCCUUUGACUCCUGGCUCAGCCUCCUCCUCCUCGGCAGCCACCAGUACUACGUCUACUUCGACUCGGUUCGUGACUGCUAUGAAGCUUUUGUGAUUUACAGCUUCCUGAGCCUGUGCUUUGAGUAUCUUGGAGGGGAGAGCAACAUCAUGACAGAGAUCCGAGGGAAGCCCAUUGCGUCCAGCUGCUUUUAUGGGACCUGCUGCCUUCAGGGUAUGUCCUACUCCAUCGGGUUCCUGCGCUUCUGCAAGCAGGCCACGCUGCAGUUCUGCAUCGUGAAACCCCUCAUGGCAAUCGUCACCAUCAUCCUGCAGGCGUUCGGGAAGUACCACGAUGGAGACUUCAAUGUCCAUAGUGGAUACCUCUACAUCACCAUCAUCUACAACUUCUCCGUCAGCCUGGCACUUUACGCGCUCUUCCUCUUCUACUUCGCCACCAUGGACCUGCUGCGCCCGUUUGACCCAGUCCUCAAGUUCAUCACCAUCAAGGCAGUCAUCUUCCUCUCCUUCUGGCAAGGGACACUGCUGGCAAUCCUGGAGAAAUGUGGGGUGAUCCCUGAAGUUCAGAUCAUUGAUGGGAAGGAGGUGGGAGCUGGGACAGUGGCUGCUGGCUACCAGAACUUCAUCAUCUGCAUUGAGAUGCUGUUUGCUUCCAUUGCCCUGCGCUACGCGUUCACCUGCCAGGUGUACAGGGAGAAGAAAGAGAACUCAACAGCAAACCUUGCCCCGAUGCAGAGCAUCUCGAGUGGGCUGAAGGAGACCAUCAGCCCCCAGGACAUCGUGCAGGAUGCCAUCCACAACUUCUCGCCCACGUACCAGCAGUACACUCAGCAGUCAAUGCAGGAAGCAGAGCGCAAGGCACCAGGGCAGAACGGGCACGUGGCCUCCAAAAUGGAUGGCCAGAGCAGCAGGAAGAGCAAAAACAUUGAGAAGAGAGUGCUGAUCCUGUCAGAUGAGGAGCUGUAGGAGAUAUCAGAAGGAACAGUGACACUGGAAAGAUUUAAACCCGUGCAAAUGGGAGGUGUCUCGAGGCUGAGACAACCUGGUCUAAUCAGAGCACUGGGAAGCCAGGAACUCUACCCAAAAAGCCAGUCUCUCGAAGGGAAGAUGCAAUAACCCAGGGAACGGUUAAGUCAAAUAGUGCCAGCUUCUGCUGUCCCAUCUCUCCUGCUGUUACGGAUGAGGCUGUGUUUGACCCUGCAUUGCUGCCCCACUGCUGGUGCCUCUCUGCCAGCCCUGUGCCAACACUGGGGGAUGCCAGGCAGGCAGGGGAGCCAGGGUGCAGGACAGACCAGCUGCCCUCGCUCUCCUCUUACCUCUAAGCAGUACUGAGGCCUGAGAGAAAUGCUUUUCUCAGCACAGUUCUGUUCUAGUUUCUCCCAAUUUGAGUAAAAAAUGAUCUCCAAGGGCCCUGUGGAGAAAACUAGCCCAGGAAGGUGACUUCGCUUCACCUCAAAACCCGGUAAUGGUUGAAAGACGUCAUUCCUUAUUUUUACAUCUUUUCCCCUCUCCUUCUCCCAGAAAAGCCUACAGAGUUGUGCAAAAGACCUUUACCAUGGAAGAAGAGCAAGUCAUCUUCUUCUCCCUCCAGAUGUGGACGCAGCUGUCUGAGUAACUCCCCCGGGAGCUCGGGCAGGACCUCACUGGGGCUAAUCGGAGGUCUGCAGCUGCAUUUCUGAGAUCUGCCGGUGACAGAAGCACUUGUUUAUGUCUAAAGCAGCUUAUCUCUGAAUGGAUCAGAAGUUAAAAGGGAUUCCAGCUUCCUUAUCAGAGUCUUUAUUAGGGAACUGGACUGUGACUGGUGGUGGUAGGAAUUCACUUACUGGGAACUGUCUGUUCCUCCUAACCCUUUACUAUUCCCAGUCCCUGGGCGUUGCCUGACCUGUGGAAGGCAGGUGGGAGCUGAGCCCAGCUGGGUGACCAUGGUGGGGAUAGAGAGGUGCUGGGGGAUGUCACCACUCAGGGCAGAACCACUGGUACUCAGAUGAUCUCUGUGAACUUACCUAGGCACUGCUUGGGCUGUUGUCUGGGGUGGGAGCUGGGUAGUGGAAGAACGAGGGCAAGUCUGCAGCCUCAGAUUUGCAGUCAUGUGGCAAACAAACUGAUAGGUAAGGCCUGUGUUACACACAACUCCAAGCAUUUGGGUCCUUUUUUCCCCCCCCGCUCUUAAACUGCAAAAUGUAAAUCACAACAUGAAAUUAUUUUAUUUAUUUUUUUUUCUAAUAAACAGCAAUUUCUAGCACGGA